Nerophis lumbriciformis (worm pipefish) is the source of this 540-nucleotide messenger RNA. The record is from RefSeq and is a predicted model, not a curated record. NCBI's taxonomy places the organism in Eukaryota, Metazoa, Chordata, Actinopteri, Syngnathiformes, Syngnathidae.
AUGGCCGCCAUUGGAGACGACGCUGCUGCAAUGGACAGCAUUUCCAGGUCCCCCGGGGCUCAUUCCACUCCUCCGAACGCUCCCGUGGAUUUAGGGAGUCAUGGGGAAAAUGCAGAGGACGCGAAUGAAGCACCGAUGCCUCUGGUUAAAAAAAUCAACAACAAUAGUGACGGUGGUGUGGAAACUGCAGAAGAAGCUGUGGAGCCAGCAGAGCCUGACAUCAACGAGUUGUGUAGUGACAUGUUUGAAAAGAUGGCAAUAUUUCUUCAAGGAGAGCUCACAGCCACUUGCGAGGAUUAUCGCCUGUUGGAGAACAUGAACAAGCUAACUAGUCUGAAAUAUAUGGAGAUGAAAGAUAUCAGUAUAAACAUCAGCCGAAACUUGCAGGACCUUAACAAUAAAUAUGCUAGUCUCCAGCCCUACCUGGACCAGAUAAAUCAGAUUGAGGAGCAAGUGUCUUCACUUGAACAAGCUGCUUAUAAACUGGACGCAUAUUCCAAAAAACUAGAGGCCAGAUUCAAAAAACUUGAGAAGCGAUGA